UUGACACAUCAGGUAACCAUCACUCUGGGAAAACAGGUACUCUCUGAAAACUGGGCACUUUUAAUAAGAUUGAAAAGAAAGUGCUUAAACACUGAGGUGUCCAAAAAUUUAAUUUGGUUUGCAAAUACACAUUUUGACUCUUUUUCAAGUUUCUCAUUGUUUUCUUCUUUGUGUGUGUCUUUUCCUCGCUCUGUCUGAAAACAGAAAAAGGGGUAGAAAGCACUGUGUAACUAGAACAAUAUGUGUAUAUACACAUAUUAAUUGUAUACAUCUGUAUCAGUCAGCAGUUUAAUAUUUAGAUACCAUUUUGAUUACAUAGUUUAUUUUUUGUUUGUUUGGUUAAGGAUCUUCAGGAGGUUUUCAGAAUAUAUGGGCUGGCAUGGAAAGCAAAGCUAGAUUUUAUCAGAUAUAUCUCAAUGCUUCUUAAUACCAUGUACUUUCACCAGUUUUUUCUCUAUGCCUUGUUCUUUGUAGGCAGCACUUAGUACUUCAUAGUCCUUCAGAGAGAGUGCUGACUGGCUGAGAAGUCAUCCUGGAGAGCAGGGACACAGAGGGAGCUGUGGGCUCCGGCCCUUGACUUCUGAUGCUGAGCGAGGCAUGACACGCGUCGUGGGUGGCAAAAGUGCUGAGUCAGGGGCCUGGCCCUGGCUUGUCAGCAUCCAAGAUCCCUCAGUUUCAGGCACGGGGCAUCUGUGUGGAGGGUCCCUCAUCAGCACACAGUGGGUCCUCACAGCAGCCCACUGCUUUGCUGAGUCCAGGAACAUCAGUGCCAUGCGCCUGGUGAUCGGGGCCACCCAGCUGACUGAGCCGGGCCCUGAGGCCCAGGUGCGCCUGAUUAAGCGGCUGCUGGUUCACAAGGAGUACGAUCCUGCCGACCAGAGCAACGACAUCGCGCUGCUGGAACUCAACGAGCCUGUCCAGUGCAGCCCCUACAUCCAGCUGGUCUGCGUGCCCAACGCCACGCUGAACGUGGCACAGCUGGAAACCUGCUAUGUCGCUGGCUGGGGUGCCACCACUGCAAGAUCUCAACAAUCAAGUGAUGUCCUGCAGGAGGCCAAGGUCCACCUUAUCAAUGUCCAGGUCUGCAACAGCAGUGAGUGGUACCAGGGGGAUGUCCAUACCCACAACUUGUGUGCUGGCUACCCGGAGGGUGGCAUCGACACCUGCCAGGGUGACAGCGGGGGUCCACUCAUGUGCCAAGACAACAGCGCUGACUUCUUCUGGCUUGUCGGAGUGACCAGCUGGGGAAGAGGCUGCGCCAGAGCAAAACGGCCUGGAAUAUACACUUCUGUUCAGCACUUCUAUGACUGGAUUCUGGUCCAGAUGGAACUGCUUCCACAAGUAGAGGCUUCUCGGUCAUGGAGUCAUUAUACAACUGCCUCACAACCGUGGAUUCAUCAUACAAAUGCCCCAUGGCCCACUCAGAAGCCAUGGCCAAAACCACCUCCCACUCAGAAGCCAUGGCCGAGACCACCUCCCACUUAUAAGCCAUGGCCAACAACACUGCCUGCUCCAAAGCCAUGGCCAACAACACUGCCCCCUCCAAAGCCAUGGCCAACAACACUGCCUGCUCCGAAGCCAUGGCCAACAACACUGCCCCCUCCAAAGCCAUGGCCAACAACACUGCCUGCUCCGAAGCCAUGGCCACCAACACUGCCCACUUCUAAGCCAUGGCCAAAACCAACCCCCACUCAGAAGCCAAGUUCGAUACCCGCACCAGUGGAAGAGAUUAAGACCUGCCCAUUUCCACUCAAGAAGCUGAUGGAAUUCUUCACUCAGAUGCGGGACCUCCUGAAGAACCUACAGGGAAUUGCAGGUUGAGCAGGAGAAUGGACAGGAUCCAGUGCAGGUUGCAUCAGACCGUGACUGUUUCCUGCUGAGGCAAUGCCUGCUGAUCCAAAGGCCGCCUCAGUGCCGAAGGUCUGCUCUGUCUUGCCCACGUUACUCCUCUACAUGUAUGCAAGUGCUAAUGUUGACUUAGUUGCUGA
Pyrgilauda ruficollis (rufous-necked snowfinch) is the source of this 1988-nucleotide messenger RNA. RefSeq names its product acrosin-like. Bases 598 to 1821 code for a protein of 407 amino acids. The transcript has 5 exons. NCBI's taxonomy places the organism in Eukaryota, Metazoa, Chordata, Aves, Passeriformes, Passeridae. Gene Ontology annotation, molecular function: serine-type endopeptidase activity. Gene Ontology annotation, biological process: acrosome reaction; proteolysis. The record is from RefSeq and is a predicted model, not a curated record.